AAUUUCUGAUUCCUGGCUCACGAGCAACCUUCAACUCUAGCGUUAUAUCAGACCGCCUACUGCCCGCUGUCAAACUAAUAGCUAUUCACAAUGUCUUCGUUUGCUGACGAGGUCGAGUAUAAGCUGCAAGCCGUCAAGGCCACGCAACUGGGCCCCGAUGAGAUUGACACGACAUUCCGCCCAGCAUGCAUAGACCUUGUCUCAGCGGGAUUGGGCGGCAAGGUCCUUGGGUUUUCGGAUCAGUGGUUUGCUGAGGCAGACAACCUCCUAACCCCAACGGCCCCCAUUCGCCAGCCGGGCAAAAUGGUCUAUACCGGAGCGUGGUAUGACGGUUGGGAGACAAGACGCCACAAUCCCGAAGAGUUCGACUGGGUUGUGAUUCGCCUCGGCGUCGCCUCGGGCACUGUUAACGGAGUUGAGGUAGACACGGCCUUUUUUAACGGUAACAAUGCUCCCGCCAUCUCUGUUGAAGGAUGCUUCAGCGACAACGAUGACGAGGUUGUUUCAUGGAAAGGGGGUCGAGGUAAAUGGGAGACAAUUCUCGAUAUUCGGGAAUGUGGACCGAGUCAAAGGCACGGCUGGAACCUCAACGAGCCCACAGGCAAGCAGUACACUCACGUGAGGCUCAACAUGUAUCCCGACGGCGGCAUUGCAAGAUUCCGCCUGUUCGGGCAUGCUGUUCCCGUAUUUCCUGAAGACAAGGAUGCCGUUUUUGAUCUAGCAGCGGCACAAAAUGGCGGCAUCGCCAUCUCAUGCAGUGAUCAACACUUUGGCUCCAAAGACAACCUGCUGCUACCGGGCCGUGGGAAGGACAUGGGCGAUGGCUGGGAGACGAAGCGUUCACGAGGCAAGGAUCACGUUGACUGGACGAUUGUCAAGCUGGGGGCACCAGGAUAUAUCCAGGAAUUUCCCGAUAUCAAGUCGGGGGGAUGGGUUGAGACUGUGUUGCCGAGCAAGACCGGGCCUGACCAGGAACACAAGUUUGCUUCUGCGGUGGUAGAUGUGCCUUUUACGCAUGUUAGGCUUACGAUGAUACCUGAUGGAGGAGUAAAGCGAUUCCGAGCAUUUGGCAAGCGAGCGGUAGACCGCUCUCUUGUCCACGACACUUUGCACGCGACUCCAGUCUCGCCUUUUGCUCGAGCAAGCCAGCUGUGGCAUCUGAUUCGACCGCGAUACCGACUCGGGCCAGCAGCUCAUCCGUGGCGACCGCAUCGGCCAAGUGCAGCAAGCGACGGGACGCACUCUGGCAUUGCCCCUCCUUCCACCAUGGAUCCUGGGGAAUCUGGCAGCGAUAAUGGCUUCGAGCAACCACGAGCCAUUCCCGACGACCUGCCAAAGUCCUUGGACGACCGAAGACAUGCUGGCGGCGAAUUUACAAUGCCCGAGACGGAGAUGUACGAUGGCUGGCAAGGCCAGUCCCAGUUUCUCACCUCGCCAGUGCUAGCGAAGCCGCUCAACUUCGAAAACCUGUCCUUGAACGACACCACCGACCAAGACGAUUUCGCUGGCAGCGGCCCAAAAGACAGCGAUGCCAGAUUGAUGGAAAUGUUGGCAGCCCAAGCAGCCCACCGCAAUGAAGCGGCGCUGGAAGACGAAGAUGCCAUCAUAAACAACGACAAGAUGUCCGAGUCUGAGAAGAAGGAUAUACUACAAAGAGCAUUGACUAUGGCUGCCAGCAAUGGCGAUACCGCAAAGGUCAAGAAGCUGCUUGAGGGAGAUGCGAAGCCUUUUGUGGACAUUAAUCUUCCUGAUGAUGAUGGAACUCCGGCACUGAUCUACGCCAGUUGUUUUGGUCACGAGAAGGUUGUCGAGGCUCUGAUUGAAGCGGGUGCUAAUGUAAACCAGCAGGACCGCAACCAAUGGACACCAUUUAUGUGGGCAAUGACAAAUCGCCACAAGGUGAUAUCAAAGCUGCUACUCGAUAAGGGAGCAUCGUCGGAGCAGAAGACAUCAUCUGGACGGACGGCUUUUGACUUUGUUCCCCCGGAUAGCGAUAUGUCGUUUUAUUUGCACGAUAAUGGAUAUAAUAUUGGGAGUGCGGGUACCAUGGGGGAUUUCUAUAACGCUGGCUUCUCCCAAGACCGGUUCGAGGAAGAAAUGGCGGAAAACGAGAUGCGGAGACGGCUGAUGAUGGAGAGCGCUCGUGACCUAGAAGUUGACCUGGGAAAUGUUGGAAUGGACGAUCAACCAGAGCCCGUGGACGAAUUUGAAGAAGAGCAACAGGAGUUUGACUGGAGCCGCUGUCUCCACGACCAAAUGUUCGUCUUCCAAGAACAUGAAUUGGGCCGGCUAUUGGAUAUUGUCGUCACCAACAUGACUCCUCAGCGGUCGCCAUCGCAGAAACCAGUCCCGGCCAACAUGAUAUUCCUCAGUGCCAGAUAUGCACACUACCAUGCUAGCCCGGAUCUGCUGAGGAGGCUACUGGUAUCUGCCAUGGAGUGCAUCAAUGCCGUAGUUGAAAAGUCCCAGUGGGACAUGACUAUCCUGGCUUUUUGGAUCUCAAACGCGACGCUGCUCCUGCAUUAUCUCAAAAAAGAUGCUGGACUAGUUGAAGCAACCACCGAGUUCCAGGCACAGCUAGCAGAACUGAUCAACGAGAUAUUUGUCCUCAUCGUCCGAGACGCCGAAAGACGUCUGGACAAAGUGCUCGACCCUGCCAUGCUGGAACACGAGACAAUUCCCGGUUUCGAGGACAUUGCAUUCCAAAACGAAUGGAAAAUCUUCAAAAGAAAGUCUACGGUUAAGGAGCAGCCCCUCGAGAAGCGCUUCCGUCCGCCGUCCCCGAAACAAAGGGCAAAACCCGCACCUCGAAAUGUUACGUCCUUGCUAUCAUCGACGCUCUUUGUGCUGGAUCUCUACGACAUCCACUCCGUCAUCACGGCACAAAUUAUCUCCCAGCUCCUCUACUGGCUAGGGUGCGAGCUGUUCAACAGGGUCAUGUCCAAUCGCAAGUAUCUGGCUAGGACAAAGGCAAUGCAGAUCCGCAUGAACGUGUCAAUGGUGGAGGACUGGGCGCGAACUAACAACAGACAAGCGGAGCACUAUGAGGGCGGUGAGAUGAACUCAUCGGGCGAAACAACCAUGGAUGCGGCCAAGCGGCAUCUUGCCCCUGUGAUCCAACUCCUGCAGUGGCUGCAGUGUUUCUCAUCGCUUGACGCUGAUGACUUGGAGGCCCUAGUUGGUACUCUCCAGCAGUUGAAGAGAAUGACGCCGCAACAGCUGAUUCACUCGGCUACGCAUUACCGCCCCGAAGUUGGCGAAAAGGGAUUGCCCGGUAGCGCCAUGAAGUAUCUUAUUGCCAUCCAGAGGGAGGCGGCACUCAAAAAGGACCGACACCAGAGUGGCCAGACUGUGGGUGCAGAAAGUGCCCCAACCACACCUGUGGCGUCCAACUUCAACGGAAACGGGCCUCAAACUCCAAAGAGCGUUCGGAUAAAAUCGCCGGGUAGCAUCAAGGGUGCAGACUCUGACGAUGAAGACAGCACUCCCAAGAGUCUGUUGCUGAACCCCGCCUAUAUGCUACCCUUUGCACUGCCGUCGGUGACGGACAUGCUUGUAUCGUAUGGAGCUGGCUUUGGAGGUGUCAACAGAGAGAGGGAGCGCAAAUACAUCCCAACUGUUCCACCAGAGUUUUUGGAAAAACUCGAAGUGAAUGGCUCUCGCAACCCACCAAUGUUUGAGGAGAAGGACUGGGAAAACGAGGAGGUGUGAAGCGUGGGGUGAGCCUGCUGGAGAAUGAGAUAUGAAGUCGAAGAGGGGAGAGAUGGAUAUUCUUGAUUGGCUGAACCGGAUACAACAUCCAUUGGCAAAGGGUUUUCACCCAACAGGCCAAAAGGGAAAAAAAAGAAGACCAUAUAUAGAAAGCAACAUCUACGGUUUAUUGCACAUUGAACGAGUAUAUGACGAUUCCGACUGAGCGGCUACCGCAAUUUGUUUAUCGACGCAUCUGAAUUUUCAGCUGCUCAUUUGAAAGGGAAGCAGUGGAUUGAAAAAGUGACGUGAAGAUUUUUUUUUCUCUUUUUUUUUCUCUUUUUUUUUCUCUUCUUUAUUUUACCCCCUUCUUCUUGUUGUUUUGUCUACGUAUGUCUUGUUUCUUUUUUUGCUGCUUUUGCUACUUCUGCAUUGGGAAAGGAUGAGCCGAGGACAAUAUGCGAGGGGAGUAGAGCUAAGAGACGUCUUUCCAACACGCAUGAAAAGAGAGGGGAGCAGGGGUCAUGGUUUAAGGAAGAGAGACAGCGUGGCAAGCACUGAGAGGAGGAGAGAGGGGAAAACAGUUCAUGGAUAAUGCAUGCUUGGAUGACUAGUAGGAGAAGGAAGGACUCUGACUCUUGUGUCCGGAAAAGGAUACCGUUCCGAUGAUGCAUAUGUACGUUUUGUAAUUCCGGAGGUUCAGUUGUUUGAACGUUUACAAGCCCCCCCUUUUUUUAUUCUUUCUUUUUAUCUCUACAUACUAUUUUUGUACUACUUAAUUCAUACUUUCACACUACAUAGGUACUGGGCUAUAUUCUUGUAUUAGGCCGAGAGGGAAGAAAGAAAAGAUUGUUUCCUCUUUUUUGUGCUCUCCUCUCCAUCGUACUGAUAAAGUUGGUUAAUAAUGAGCGUUGGCUAUAUAAGACCAGAGGAGAAAAAAAAGGCUCUAACGGUCCGGAGAGGGGCGGCCGCAAGGCUUUCAGUUUUUUUUUGGGCCGCCGGGGAGGUGGACCUAGCCGGGAUGCUUUUGGAGCCCCACUAAUAGCGGGAUGGCGAUUUGUUUACAGAAAGCCACGUUUGAAUGAGAGAAGCCAGUAAGGGUAAGAAGGUGGUCAAUUAAUUUAAUUUUUUCUUCUUCUUCGUAGGUGGACGCUAUUGGUCUUUUUUCGGGAAUGUGAUGUGUCAUUGCCAUGGGGUGAUUCUUUUCACGAUAAGAGUGAAGUUUUUUUUUUUUUUUUUUUUUUGCUUUUUACUGGGAUUGACCCUGCUGAAAGUGGUUGCUUUGUUGUUGGGGUGGUAUUGGGCUGGAUUCUGGAUAUGCGAGGGAGGAUUAGCGAGCAGUAGAUUGUAAUGCUAGUGGUAGUAGGUAUAGCAUAGAGAAAGUAGAUGUUUGCUUUUUUUUUUUUUUUUUUUACGUCUUUUUCUGACUUGGGUCUACGAUAAAGUCAUCGAUUGGCAAAAAGGCGGCUUACAUUUUGGGGGUUACCAAAGAUCAAUCGAGAGCUACUCUGGGUACAUGUACAAAUCUUAUUUGGCCGUCUUAACCGCCUAUUAGACUAAAUAUCUAGCUAUCUAUCAAUGUCAGGCAGGAUUCUAUGCCAAGGUCGCACAUAUUACGUGGAUGGCAAGCAAGCAAUAAACGGGCAGCAAUUGGGGGCCUCGUUGAAGACGUCGGUGCUUGGCCUCCCUCGAGCUGAGGAUUCCCGCCCACGGCACAUAAUGUGUGUGCGUGUGUGUGUGUGUGUGCCCUUUUUGAAGAACAAGAGGUAGAAAAAAAAGGACCACAAAACCCGUCAAUGGGCUGACGGGUAGGACAGAGUCGUAGUACGGCCGAGGGCAACGGAAAAUUAAGGCACUCGGUACCUGAGAGGGGGGAACCUCGCAAUACUCCUACGAGGUGCCACAUCCACACACACCAGAGGGAUGAAAACGAAGAAAAAUACAACGCAAACUCAAUUGAGAAAAUAUC
This is a messenger RNA of Trichoderma atroviride IMI 206040, 5659 nucleotides long. The record is from RefSeq and is a predicted model, not a curated record. Lineage: Eukaryota; Fungi; Ascomycota; Sordariomycetes; Hypocreales; Hypocreaceae.